Molecule: messenger RNA, 1380 nt
Organism: Fusarium coffeatum
Lineage: Eukaryota; Fungi; Ascomycota; Sordariomycetes; Hypocreales; Nectriaceae
Exons: 1
Coding region: 1-1380 (459 amino acids)
Source: RefSeq, a predicted model, not a curated record
AUGCCCAAAGCCGCUGCAGCCAACACUUGGGUAGGAGCACCACCAGCAACCCAAGACAACUUCGCAUUCGCAGACGGCGUAUUCUUCGCCCAAGCGUCAGGCCAAAACCGUCAUCGACGCGCCACGGCCACCGAGCUCAAAGAACACUUCACCUCUGGCAACGACAAGGACCACCCUGCGCACUGGUUCGAGGCCCAAUUAAUUCACUAUGGGCUUCCACCGUCGAAAACAAAGUCGGUCGCGCGCAUGCGGCUUUUUGAUGCUGUUAAUGCGGGUGGGUUAAAGGUGCCUGAUGCUGUGGGCAAGAUUGAGAGCAAGCUUAAGAAGGAGUGGACUAAGAAUGAUCGUGAGGCGAAGAAGGGUGCUGUCAAAGCGGAGACUAAGGCGACGAAGAGGAAGGCGGACGAUGAUGGGACGGCUGCUGCUAAAAAGGUGAAGACUGCGACACCAAAGACAGCGACGCCCAAAGCUUCAGUGACAAAGGCUACAGCGCCCAAGACAGCUACGCCUAAAGCAAAGGCCCCAGCGAAGACACCAGCGAAAGCGACCGCCAAAACCACCACGAAAACUACGACCAAGACCACUACAACCACGACGACAAUCACGACGAAGGCCCAACCGAAAGCCCCCGCGAAAGCCCCACCAAAGGCCACGACAGCGAAAGCUACAGAACAAUCAGCGCCCAAAAAGCAGACUGCCAUCUGUCGUGGUAGAGGAGGUGCCGCCAUCAGACCCGGUCGCAGCCCAAGUGCCUCGGAACCAGCCAGACCGCCGCGGACCAAGCAAACCGCGCGACGAGGCGGCGCUAUCGCGGCCCGGGGCCGGAUUCCCGUUCCGUCUGGCGACUUUGACGAUUCUCCACCCCCAUAUUCCGAGUUUCCUGACCAUUCCGACGGUAACAGCUACUGCAGCGACGGAGACGACGACGAUGAACUCGCUCCUCUGGGUCUUCUCAACGGUGACUACUACUUUGUCUCAAGCGAUGUUACAGAACAGUGGGACUACGAUUUGGACGAUUUAGAAUUGACGCUCACGCUCGCCGGCAAUGAACUCUGGGGCCGAUUUAACCUCGGUGUGUACGAAGGCGUUCUACGCUUCGACGAGCGCCCCAUGCGAUCUUCGCACGAUAGACUUUACUUUACAUGGCGGGGUCGUGAAGAUCAGGGACCUGUCAUUUACGGCGAAAACAACGAAGGUUGGAUGGAGUUUCUUGGCAACGGUCGCAUCAACGGCUGUAUCGAGCGUCAAUCCCUCUCCUUCCGCGCUCGAAGAGUGGAAGGUCAAGGAACAAGAAGCAGCAUUGACGCGAGGGAUUUGCAGGAUGAGUACGAUGGGUACGAUGAGGACCUGUACGAUCAAGAGAAUCGGGCUCGGUGGUAA